This is a messenger RNA of Scylla paramamosain (green mud crab), 4825 nucleotides long. It is a transcript of the gene for, whose product is annotated as cGMP-dependent protein kinase, isozyme 2 forms cD5/T2-like. Bases 119 to 1651 code for a protein of 510 amino acids. Gene Ontology annotation, molecular function: cGMP-dependent protein kinase activity; ATP binding. Gene Ontology annotation, biological process: protein phosphorylation. Lineage: Eukaryota; Metazoa; Arthropoda; Malacostraca; Decapoda; Portunidae. The transcript is spliced from 13 exons. The record is from RefSeq and is a predicted model, not a curated record.
GUGAAGGAGAUAGUGACUAGUGGUUGCGGUGUUAAGAGCUCCUUCUGACUGGGGCUCCCCGUGUCUCUCUCCAGAGGGCCGCGUGGAGGUCAGCAAGGAAGGGAAGGUGCUUUGCUACAUGUCCCCCGGCAAGGUCUUCGGAGAGCUGGCCAUCUUGUACAACUGCAAGCGAACAGCCACCAUCAAAGCCGCCACAUCAUGCAAACUCUACGCCAUCGACCGCAAGUGUUUCCAGACCAUCAUGAUGCGAACCUGUCUCAUACGGCAGGCAGAAUACACCAACUUCCUCAAGAGCGUGCCCACCUUCCAGUCGCUACAGGAGGAGACACUCAUCAAGAUCGCCGAUGUCUUGGAAGAGACUUACUACACCCAGGGUGACUACAUCAUCCGGCAGGGAGCACGGGGUGACACAUUCUUCAUCAUCAGCAAAGGCAGGGUGAGGGUGACCAUGAAGAGUCCCGGCACACUUGAGGAGAAGUACAUCAGAAAUCUUGAGAAGGGAGAGUUCUUUGGGGAGAAGGCACUCCAGGGAGAGGACAUCCGCACAGCCAACAUUAUUGCCGAUGAUCCAGACGGUGUGACAUGUCUAGUGAUCGACCGAGACUCCUUCAAGCAACUAAUAGGCAACCUGGAGGAGAUCAAGCAAUACUAUGGACCAGACAAAUCCAGGAGAAAGAUGAAUGAGGAGUUUGCCGCUGUUAAGCUCACAGAUCUACGUAGAAUUGCCACACUGGGUGUUGGAGGCUUCGGUCGAGUGGAACUUGUACAAAUUGCAGGAGACUCAAGUAGAUCAUUUGCCCUCAAGCAGAUGAAAAAGAGCCAGAUUGUUGAGACUCGCCAGCAGCAGCACAUAAUGUCUGAAAAGGACAUAAUGAUGGAAGCAAAUUGUGACUUCAUUGUGAAGCUUUUUAAGACCUUUAAGGACCGUAAAUACCUCUACAUGCUGAUGGAGUCCUGCCUAGGAGGAGAACUCUGGACGAUUCUCAGGGACCGAGGUAACUUUGACGACCCAACCACCAGGUUCUACACAGCCUGUGUGGUGGAGGCAUUUGACUACCUCCACUCCCAAGGCAUCAUCUACCGUGACCUCAAGCCAGAGAACCUCCUUCUUGAUCUCAAAGGAUAUGUUAAGCUUGUAGAUUUUGGAUUUGCUAAAAGACUGCAGGUUGGAAGAAAAACAUGGACAUUCUGUGGCACUCCUGAGUAUGUGGCACCUGAGGUCAUCCUAAACAAGGGCCAUGACAUCUCAGCAGACUACUGGUCCUUGGGAGUCCUCAUGUUUGAGCUACUCACAGGAACACCACCCUUCACCGGGCCAGAUCCCAUGAAGACCUACAACUCCAUCCUCAAGGGAAUAGAUGCAGUAGAGUUUCCUAGAAAUAUCACCAGGACAGCCAAUGCUCUUAUAAAGCGCCUGUGUAGAGACAACCCGGCUGAGCGUCUGGGGUACCAGCGGGGAGGCAUUAAAGAUAUACAGAAGCACAAGUGGUUUGAAGGGUUCUACUGGGAUGGCCUACAAAACCGCACCCUCAACCCUCCCAUCGUGCCAACAGUGCGUUCUGUUGUUGACUGCAGCAACUUUGAUGAAUACCCUCCAGAUAAUGACGGACCACCCCCAGAUGACACUUCAGGCUGGGACAUAGAUUUUUAAAACUUAACACUGUGAGGACACCAGUGCCUGAAGACAAUCUAUAGUUAUAUAUGCAAAUAUAUAUAUAACAAUAAUUUCACCUUUGAGGUUAAUGUUGAUAUUUUGUAAGAGUUUUUAUCAUCAAGAAGAGUAAAUAUGAGAGGAUUUCUAACUCUCAUCAAGAUGGAUUGUGUUGUCUCAAAUGUUCUCCCUAGCACAGUCCCCAAUUUGUGUAUCCAUGAGCUGUGACAAACCUAUUACUACCAUUUUUACUAAAGCAAAUGGUGCAGAGGAUAGUUCUGGCUGCUUCUUGGAAUUCAAUGAUAUCUCAUGAGAGAAGAGAGGCUGCACAGAAGAAAGGAAAACAGAAGGGAAGGAAACAGAAGAGGACAGAAGAGGAAAGAACAUUUUUAUCACCAGUGACUAAUGUUAAUUGUUGAGUCCUGAAGGCAGCAACUCUGGCAUAGCAACAGGGUCCACAUUUUUUUCUGUGUUAACUAAAGUGUUGAGUAUGAUGAACUAACAAUCCCUGUAUCACUGUCCCUAUGAAGAGUUUUGACUGUGAAUGUGCCACAUUUAACACUUGGAAAUAAAGUACUUUUUACCUACUAUAUUGUAGAGUAUAGGGAAUGCAGUACAUUGGUGUAUUCCAGCAUAUAUUUGUAUAUGCACAGAAUUUGACGUGUUAUCUCAGUAUAGAGGCUAAGUAUUUCCAGAAAGAAAACUAAUAGAGCUUAUAAUUUCAUCAUGAGUGUGAGAACUUUCUCAGGAAAAUGACAAAGGUGCCUUGUCCUAGUGACCUAACCAGCAAGCGGCUCACCUGUGGCCAACCAUCACUGCAUAGGUUGUUAUUUUCUACUACUGCAUUCUUUUCUCUUGUCACAUACUCAUUUUUUUAUUUCUUAUUAGGCAAUUGGUUGCAAUCCGACUCCAAAUAUACAUAUAUUGCAAAAUAUAGACUACUCAUGGAAAGCACAUAUUCCAUUUACAUCUUUGCAAAUAACUAAUUGGUUGAAGCUUUUCACUUUUGUGCAUUUACAUGUAAAACAUAGAACUCCUUGUGGUAUUCCCUUCAAAAUAGUAUAUUUGAUCUUUUUUCACUGAACUUUAUCCACUUGCAAUGCAAAAGUAUGAUGGAACUAUUGCCCCGUCACAAGCAAGUAAUACAAUGCUGCAUCAUCAGAAAGGUCCUCUGCUCUAGUUAGGAAGCCUUGCUAAAUGUGCUCUUGACAUGUUUGAUACAGCCUGGGACCAUCACUGAGACAGCUGCCAGCUGACCAGUGUGGAUGGAGCACACCUGAAAUUGGGACUCCUUACUGCAGUUGUUGGUUAUUGUGAAGAAAAUAUAUUUUAUUAAUUGUCAUAAUUUGCACAACUCAUAGUAUAUACAUAUAUGUUAAGGUUUGAACAUGAAAUUUUGAAUCGAUCACAAACCAACAAAAGUUUUAUGAACUUAAGCUCUAGUUAAGCCUUGUUAUUAGGUGUUGAAAUGUGCAGCUUGUCAUUGACUUGUGGUGCUUGCUUGAGGUCUAUUUUUGAUGGUGCAGUAUUGUAUUGUCUAAAUGUAAUAAAAGGGCUUCCAUCUUUGGUUGCAUUCCUCUCAUCCAUUAGACUGUGAAGUCAGUGUUACAGUCCAUUGCUUAAUUUCUUUCUCUUCCUAAUUGCUAUAUUUUGUUGCACAUGAGAUGCUUCUGAAAUGCUGAAAAAUUAUUUGCAACUAAAAUGACAGAGGCAUAUAUUUGGAACACCAUAGUCAGAAUGUAAUCCUAGCUCAUUAAACACCAGACAAAAGCCUUACAGAGAAACUAUGAGUGAGGAAUUUAAUUACAUGCUUGUGUAAUGGUGCACAAAACCUAAAGUUUUGUUCAGCAUGACUCAUGUUGUACCAGUAUUGGUGAUAGAUAAAUCAUAUCCACAUAAAGAGAUUAUGGUAUCAUUUGUAUAUGAUGUGAUGGAUUAUGAGCUUGAUAUUGAGAGCUGAGUAACAUUUCUUAAAAAAAAAAAAAUCUAAUAUCUUAUAUGCCACAAAAUAUGGUAAGGUCAUUUUAAGUUACACAUAUUCCCUUUCAUCUUUCCAUCAGAGGAAAAAAGCCUGCUGUUGUAAAGUUUUAAGUCUCUCUUUACUUUCAUGUGGUAGCAAUGGCAAUGACCACACUUGUCACCCAGUGCUUUCUAAGUACAGAUAACACCUGUUAUGUGUAUUGCCAAUUUGAAAAUUGUGAAUUCUCAAAUAGUGAUGCUAAGAUUACGUUGAUAUUGUUCUUUAUGCCAGUUAAAUAACAAAAAUGGACAUCUUUUAAAAAAAUAUUACAUAUUCACCUGGUAUAAUAGAAAAAUCUGAAGUUGCAAAAGUUUAUAUAUUUUUAUUUUGAAUAAACAAACAAAUAUAGAUGAGUGACAGUAAACAUCAUCAUUUGAGAGCUUGAAUUAAACCAUUCAGUUACUAUGAAUACUUGAUGAUCAGUUCUUCACCUGUCAAGGUACAGCCAAAUGCAAUGCUCCACACAACAGCCUGAAUAGCUUGGUAGCCGUUUGGUGCUGUGAUGUGAAUGAAUGACUAUAGUCGGUAACAAUUAGAGGUUGUGGAAAAGCAAGACUUGCCAUCCUCAGCCACACUGGUGACACUCGACAGUUACAAAGUUAAGUAGAUAGGCAAACAUGCUUCAAUGAAGGCAAAUUCUAACAUGCAAAAUAGGGCUACAGUAACGUCAAUUAAUACAGAUUAGCAGCAACUUCACAUCUAGAAGAGCUUUGUGGCACUGGCGUGGCUGAAGGCAGUGAGUCUGUGCUUUGUCAGUGUAGUGAGAGGUAGACUGGCUGUGGAGGCAACAACAAUGACUGUGGAUGGAUACUCUCCCUCUUUUCAUCCAUAAGACUAAUGUAUAUAGAUUUUUAUUUAAUGUGAAUGGUGCUUGGAAAUAUCUCUUUUAAAAAACAGUAGGAAAUAGUAGUUCCUUCCGUAUAAGGUUGUUCUCGUGGUCUGUGGGCUCUGUUUAGUGUUAUACUGUUUGGGUGUCAACUGCUGCCACUCUCUGUGGAUACUAUUGUUUUUAUCUUUUUUUAAAUCAUAAUUUUUCAAAAACUUGAUUCCCUUUUUUUCCUCAUUAUGUCAGCAGGUGCUAAACUUGAAUGUGAAUGUGAAAAAUGUCAGGCUGAAUAUUAUUUUGUUGAUGAUUAUUAAAAUAUUUUUUCCAA